This is a messenger RNA of Oxyura jamaicensis (ruddy duck), 1563 nucleotides long. RefSeq names its product DAP3 binding cell death enhancer 1 (gene DELE1). The record is from RefSeq and is a predicted model, not a curated record. The coding region runs from base 1 to 1386 and encodes 461 amino acids. Gene Ontology annotation, molecular function: protein binding. The transcript has 14 exons. NCBI's taxonomy places the organism in Eukaryota, Metazoa, Chordata, Aves, Anseriformes, Anatidae.
AUGGAAUGCCCCGCGGCCCCGUUCCGGAGCCGCCGCCCGAAGCCGCGGCUCACACCCGUGGUGUUUUGCAGCUGCUGCUGUGCGCCCAGGUGUCAGAGCGAGCGGCCCCAGGAUGGCCAGGAGCGAGAAGGAAGGAGACAGCCGCUGCCCGGCCUGGUGCCCCGCUACUCCGUGCUGGAUGCCGUCACCUGGGGGGCAGUGGCCGCACUUCUUCUGCAGCUGGUCAGACAGAUCUCGUGGCUCCGAUCGCUGCCGGAUGCCAGGAGGGAGCACAGAUCUUCCUGGCUUUCCUCCCUGCCCGCUCAGCAGACAGUGGUGACUGAAGCCUCAACCAGUUGUCCCAGUGCGCAUCUGGCGCCAUGCUUCUUGCAGAAAGCAGGUCCAGAGGUAGCACCAGAGAAUUCAUGCCCCGGCAUCCCCUCAAGUCCAGGAGAGAGCCAGCUCUGGGCAGAAGAAGGGGAGUUCCCAGUCCCUCAGCACUCCAGCCCAGGGCCAGUUCCCCACAGUACAAAGGGUGACCCAGCUCAGCGAGGGCAUUUGGAGGAAGCUGCUUUCCAGUUGCAGCAGAUUUUCCGGGUUGAUAUUUCCAUUGCAUUCAAUAUCCUUGGGAUUGAAAGUAUGAGAGCAGGCCACUACCAAAUAGCUUAUACCUGCUUCAAACUGGCAGCAGAUCGAGGCUACAGCAAAGCCCAGUUCAACGUGGGUCUGUGUUAUGAGCAUGGCAGAGGCACAGAAAAAGACUUGGAAAAGGCAGCUUUCUAUUACUACCGCGCGGCCAGCAGCUGUCACCCCAUGGCACAGUACCGCUACGCUAGAUGCCUCUUAUGCCACAGUCCUGAAAAUGAAUGGCACAGGCUUCAGAAGGCAGUGUCUUUCCUGGAGCAAGCAGCAGUGGCUGGGCUUACAGAGGCACAGGCUUAUCUUGGAGUGUUCUACAUGAGGGGGGUACAACCUAAGGAAAAGAGAGGUCUGAAGUACCUGUUGCUGGCAGCAAAGAAUGGCGAUGCCCAAAGCAGGUAUCACGUGGGUGUUUGCUAUGAGAAGGGCCUUGGGGUGCAACAGAGCCUGGCAGAAGCGAUGAGACACUAUCGACAGGCAGCUGCUGCGGGGAACAGGAGCGCUCAGGAGAGGCUGCAAGUGAUACAAGAGGAGAUGAAAGAUGUGCAAAGAAAGCACCCGUUCCCUUGCGGUAUUCGAGCCUCUUCCUCCAGCCCCUGUUUCUGGGCCUUUGAGCACAUGCCUGCAGGUCUCUCCACCUCCCAGCCCAGACAAUCUGCCCUCGCCCUGCCCCACUCCUGGAGCGCAGACAGACUCCACGUGAUGACGCUCAGCAGUGCAGAGUGGAGCCAUGCCCUGGGAAACAAGGUGACUCCGCUGGAGCUGUAGUGCUUGAGACCCACCCCUGCUGCUACUAGAGCAGCUGCCACCACACUGCCUACAGAACAGGAGCACUGUCGUCCAGCCCAAGGCUCUUCCCACGUGCUGACAGCUGCCGCAGAAGCCCUGAGCCUGUUUCACUGUGGACUUGGACCUUCUGGGACAGAAUCAUUUCAAAGAGGGUGC